AUGCCUUCACAACUUGAAGAGCUGGUGUCUUUUUUACACUCACCUCAGCCUGCUGUGAAACAAAUAGCCCUGGAUAACUUGGUUGGGUACAGUACUGGCGCCAAUGCUAUCAUCUUCAAGUAUGACAACUACAGAGCUAUCCAGGACCUGAAAGAUUUGGCAAGAGAAAACUCUAGGCUGUUGGUACAGCAAUCCGCGACAAUUUUGGCCAAUCUGUGUGAUGAUCCAGUGAUGAGAAGACUAGUGGUGAAGGACGAGAGCUUUCUAGAGUUUUUAGUGUGGAAAAUCUGCGACGUUGCGAACUCCAGUGCGGAUAUAAUGUGCAUUUUACUCACAAAUCUGGCCAAGGAAUCCAGUAUAACGAAGGUUUUCUCUUUUGACAAGAAGAAUGCCAGUGACACCGGCUUGGACAAGAACUCCUUCAAAAGUGGCCAUGUUCUUGAUUGUUUGAUGGAUUGCUUUGUGAAGGGAUCUGAUAGGAACCUCAAUAAGUACGCCAAUUAUGAUUACUUGGCGUACUUUUUCGCUGACAUUUCGAGAUUCAGCGCAGGUAGGGAAUAUUUUCUCCAGCGAAGAGAGUAUGACGGUGUGGUACCAAUCGUCAAAUUGUUGGUAUUUACGGAAAAAUAUGAUGCUAAGACAAGAAGAGAAGGUGUGGCUUCGACUAUAAAAAACUCACUAUUUGAUUCCGAGAAGCAUGAACAGCUUUUGGCUGACGAGGACAUUAACUUGUUGCCUUACAUUUUAUUACCUAUCGCGAGCGCCAAAGACUCUGAAAUCGACGAAGAAGAUAUGUUCAAUCUACCGGAUGAACUACAAUUACUUCCUGAAGAUAAGCAAAGAGAUCCUAGCCCUGCCAUCAUCUGUGUUCAUUUGGAGAGUAUUUUGUUGCUAUGUACCACAAGAUUUGGAAGAGAAUUUCUAAGAAGCAAGUCGGUAUACCCGCUGAUAAGAGAGCUUGAGAAAAAUUCGCAAAAUGAGGAAAUAAGCGAACUUUGUGAUCGGGUGGUCAAUAUGUUGAUGAGGGGAGAAAUCGAUACAGAUCAGAUUGAAGAAAUGCCUACCAGAAACGCCGAAGACGAGAAAGAAGAGGAAGAAAGUGACGAGGACGAUAAUGUGAUUGUCGAGGUUGCGUAA
Messenger RNA from Lachancea dasiensis, 1137 nucleotides. NCBI's taxonomy places the organism in Eukaryota, Fungi, Ascomycota, Saccharomycetes, Saccharomycetales, Saccharomycetaceae. The record is from the annotation of a GenBank genome assembly.